Molecule: messenger RNA, 1482 nt
Organism: Gavia stellata (red-throated loon)
Lineage: Eukaryota; Metazoa; Chordata; Aves; Gaviiformes; Gaviidae
Gene: TCP11
Product: t-complex 11
Exons: 9
Coding region: 1-1482 (493 amino acids)
Biological process (GO): regulation of sperm capacitation
Cellular component (GO): sperm flagellum; acrosomal vesicle
Source: RefSeq, a predicted model, not a curated record
AUGCCCAAGCCCCGGCCCGGCGACGAGCAGCCCCCGCGGGAGGACGGCGGGCCCCGCGGCGAGGAGCAGCCGGCCCCCGCCAGCCCCCCCCACGCUCUCUCCGUGAACGAGCUGCAGCAAAUAACUGAUGACAUUUCCAAACUGACUAUUGUGCACGAAAUUGUACUCAACGGUGACUUCAAACUGCAAGCGGCCAGCUCCUCCCCAAACAGCCUGGAAAACAGAGUGAAGGAGACAUUGCACAAAGCCUUCUGGGACAGCCUGGAGGAACAGCUCUCUGCUAGUCCCCCAGACUACACUCGGGCAAUCCAGCUGCUGCAGGAGAUAAAAGAGGCCCUGCUAUCAUUGCUGCUGCCACGGCACAACCAGCUGCGAAGCCAGAUUGAAGAGGCCCUGGACAUGGAGUUGAUUAGACAGGAGGCUGAGCAUGGGGCUCUGGAUAUCCACGGUCUCACCAUGUACGUCCUUGGCACAAUGGCGAGGCUGUGCGCGCCCACUCGAGAUGAGGAAGUACGAGGGUUGCAAAGCCUCACAGACCCAGCUCAACUUCUCAGGGAGAUUUUCCGGGUGUUGGACCUGAUGAAAAUGGAUAUGCUGAAUUUUACCAUCCAGAGCCUCCGCACCCACUUGCAAGACCAAACCAUCCAGUAUGAACGGAAGAAAUUCCAGGAACUCUUGGAUAAGUUGCCUAGUAGCCUGGAUCGCACAAGAGAGUGGCUGUGCAAAGCAGCAGCAGAAGUAUCUGCGUCCUCUUCGCAGCUGCCACCCCACCCUGCUGCACACUCGCUGGGGGCUGUCAGCAGUAGCACAACUGUGCCAAGUCUCAGGUCCGUGCUAAAUCGAGGAUACAUGAAUCUGCUCUGCUGGGAGCCUGGGCAAAAGGAAUACCCUGAGACACUGUUUAUGGAUCAGGCCCGACUGCAGGAAGUACAAGCGCAGGUGAAUCAGCUUACCAUCAUAGCUGCAGUCCUGCUAGUGACCAGUGGCAUGUGUGGAAGCACCUUAUGUGGCUCACCUGGGUUUGUAGCUAGGCUGAAACGGGUAACAAAGGUCCUCUUGGAAGGGCUGUCUUGUACCAGGUAUGAAGAAGCUUUAGAAGACAUCAGCCACCAAGUGCUCCAGGAAGUCAGCAGGACUCUCUCACAGCUGGGUUACCCUGCUUUUACUGCUGACAAACGUGCUUCCCUGAAAGGCCAGAUAAAAAACAUCGCAGACAAGGGCAACGCAGUCCGGCACGUCAUCGAGCAGCGGAUUCAUUCCUUCCUCAGCCUCUUCAUUUUCCCUGAUGGACAGAAUUCUCAGAAAGAUUUCCCAAAGGGCCUUGAUCCCAUUCAGGAAGAGCUGCUGGAAGUUGGGCACAGGUUUGGAAGCGUGAUCCACCACAACAGGCAGGUGUUUGGACCUUACUACUCAGGAAUUCUCAAGAAGGCGCUUCUCCCAGACGCAGAACCAGACUCAGACGCAGGGAUGGAUUCUUUCUGA